Messenger RNA from Leguminivora glycinivorella, 4658 nucleotides. RefSeq names its product single-minded homolog 1 (gene sim). Gene Ontology annotation, biological process: regulation of transcription by RNA polymerase II. Gene Ontology annotation, cellular component: nucleus; transcription regulator complex; cytoplasm. Gene Ontology annotation, molecular function: RNA polymerase II transcription regulatory region sequence-specific DNA binding; protein dimerization activity; DNA-binding transcription factor activity, RNA polymerase II-specific. The record is from RefSeq and is a predicted model, not a curated record. The transcript has 10 exons. Bases 54 to 1757 code for a protein of 567 amino acids. Lineage: Eukaryota; Metazoa; Arthropoda; Insecta; Lepidoptera; Tortricidae.
GUUACGUUAUUGAGUGCGGAUUAGAAGUUUCCAUUUUUUUUUAAAUUUUAAAAAUGAAAUAUCCGUGCAGAAAGAAUUUGACGAGAUUCACGAGCGAUAUUUUUGCGGAUUUACCUUGCCGCAAAGACCAGCGGCCCGCGCCGCUCGACGCGGCGGCCAUCAUGAAAGAAAAGAGCAAGAACGCCGCCCGCUCCCGACGAGAAAAAGAGAACGCCGAGUUUCUCGAGCUGGCCAAGCUACUCCCUCUCCCAGCUGCCAUUACGUCACAACUCGACAAAGCCUCUGUCAUCAGAUUGACGACUAGUUACUUGAAAAUGCGACAAGUGUUCCCAGAUGGUCUGGGAGACGCGUGGGGCGCGUCACCACCCCCUCCUCAGCCCCGGGAGCUCUCCAUCCGGGAGCUGGGCAGCCACCUGCUGCAGACCCUGGACGGGUUCAUCUUCGUGGUGGCUCCUGAUGGCAAAAUAAUGUAUAUCAGUGAAACGGCGUCUGUGCAUUUAGGAUUAAGUCAGGUGGAGCUCACAGGCAACUCAAUAUACGAGUACAUCCACCAAGCAGACCAUGAGGAAAUGAACGCCGUUCUCAGUUUGCAACACCCACACUCGUAUCUCGGGCAUCAGUACCCCAGUCUUGGGUACCCCGUGGGAGGAACGUGGGGCCCCUCUGUGGACAUCGAGUGCGAGCGAGCUUUCUUCAUCAGGAUGAAGUGUGUGCUGGCGAAACGGAACGCGGGGCUCACUACCUCUGGAUAUAAGGUGAUCCACUGUUCUGGUUACCUGCGCGCGCGCCGCUUCGGCGAGGGCGCCGCGCCGCUUGGCCUCGUCGCCGUCGGACACUCGCUGCCGCCAUCUGCCGUCACAGAACUCAAACUACAUAGCAAUAUGUUUAUGUUCAGAGCCAGUUUGGAUAUGCGGCUGAUAUUCCUUGAUGCCAGGGUGGCGUCACUAACGGGGUACGAACCUCAGGACCUCAUCGAGAAGACGCUGUACCACUACAUCCACGGAACAGAUGUACUACACAUGCGCUACUCACACUGUACAUUAUUAACAAAAGGCCAAGUUACCUCCCGCUACUACCGGUUCCUGACGAAAGCAGGAGGCUGGGUUUGGAUGCAGAGUUACGCGACCAUAGUCCACAACAGCCGGUCUUCCAGACCGCACUGUAUAGUUUCAGUCAACUAUGUGCUCAGCGACAUAGAAGAGAAGCACCUCAUCCUGAACCUGGAGCAGGGCCCCCCCAAGCUGCACGCGGAGCCGGCGCCCGCGCCCCCCACCCCCUCCCCCCUGCUGCGGACCGACAAGCUCAGCCACGUGCAGCUCGAUAGCGAGUUUAACGGAGACUCUAGCACAGGAUACCAAUACUCCGAGUACCUCCCAGUCCUCCCCCCUUACGAGGAAGACUACCACCAAAACGGUACGUACCACGAGUUGUUCUAUAACGAAAACUACCCAGAGCCGGAUCUGAAUCCCAACUACAUGCUACCACAGAGCCAGCGGCCCUAUUCCGCCAGCUCAUCGUCAUGCUCCUCCAUGGAAAGUUCUACAGAAGUCGCUAAUCAGCAAUAUAACUACACGAAUUUAAUAUCGUUUUACCCGAAUCAACCACAAAAUCAAAAUGGCCGACCGGACAACUUUGGCGGGAACUUUUCCAAAAUGGCGGCCAGUCCCGCUGUCACGGAAGGUUACACAUCUGUCAUCGUGGACAACACACAGCAGUUCCAUCAUCAUGGCGGCGGGGUCAAUGAAUUUGUGCACUGAUGAAGUGUCACUGGCAGGCGACAAUGAGGAGGCACACUCAAAGGUUAUGACAGAUGGCGCCACCCUAUUUCCAUACGUGAGAGCGAGAAGAUAAUAUGUUUUUUCUCUCUCACACAUAUGAAUGACAGUGACAUGCCUAGACACUUGCCUGGCGGGAUAAAAUGUCACUGUUGUGAAAUAGGUCACAGGCUGCUAUGUCAAAGUGUAAUGCCAUUAUUAUUGUGAAAUUUCGUAAAGCAGGAGGUAAAGUGACAUUUUUCACUUAGUUCUGUCGAAAUUGGUGAUGGAACUGAUGGACUAAACACAUCGAGAUAUUUGAGGCUAUGCGUCGAUAGACGAUUUGUACAGACUUACAAACUUGCCAAAAUAUAUUCUUCUUAGAUUGUAUUCUUUAGAAAAGUAUUUAGAAAUUACUAGUUAUAAAAAUACAUGCGAGUUUUUUUAGUUGGAUAAAAUUAGGUGUAACCUUUUCCAAAGGAAAAAUCGGUUGUGUAACUGAAAAUAUAGGUUACAAAUGUAAAAGUAGUUAUGUGCGGAAAUGUAGCUUUAUUCAAACGCAUUAUAUUUUAAAAUAUAAUUAUCUUGCCUGUUGUAACGUAUAAGCGAAUUGUAAAUAGUGUUGUACAUAGAUUUUAGGUGUAAUUCGUAAUAUAAGCCAUAUAUUUAUAGAUAUUAAAUUUAUUUAGAUCUGAAUAUAGUCAACAAAUAAUAAAUACAAUUAAAGAGCGAAUCUCUUUCAUUAGUUACCUAUUUCUUAAAAGAGAGUAGAAAUCAGCUUAUUGUUACAACCUGACAUAGACUUACCUACGUUUAACAGACGAUCGCUGGAAUAGAUAACAACGGUUUAGUUUUUAGGAAUCUGCAAAAAUCAGCUAAAAUUAAUAAUAAAGGUUAAGGCACGCCACAGACAGUCUUAAAAUUCAUAAUCUUAAGAAAGAUUUGUAUGCAACCUGUCAGUUCAAACUGACAGAAUUUUCAGAUUGAACUGACAGAUUGCUUAUAAGUCUUGUUUCAAGGCCGGCAACAGACAGUCUUAAAAUUCAUAAUCUUAAAAAAUCAUAAUCUGAAAUCAGAUCGAGUGCCUUGCCACUUGCCACACACGUUCUUAAAAUUCAGAUUUUCUGCAAUCUGUCAAUCUGGCAAUCUGUCAGAUCAAUCUGAAAAAAAUCAUAAUCUUAAAAGAUAAGACUGUGUGUGGACAGUUGCGAAAUUGUAUGGAAAUCCGUGCACUGGAUCGAUUUCAUUGAAGAAGAAGAAGAAUUUAAGACUGUCUGUUGCCGGCCUAAGAUUAUGAAUUUCUGUCUGUGAAUGUCUGUGGCGUGCAUUAAAUUAAAGGCUACUAUAAUUCGACCAGCCUGUCAUGAACUCAUGACAUUAAAACGUUAUUACCGAUCACUAGCAAUUCGUUAUGUAAAAUCUGUGGAAUCUUGAGCGUAGCGAUGUAUCUAUGCCGCCAUUUGUUUUUUUAUUAUUAUUCCUCAUACGACAAAACUGGAUGUACUGCGAAGUGCCGCCAAACUAAGCAUAGACAAUAAUAGUGUAUUUAUCGUAGUGUACAUACUCGUAAUACAUAAUCCUAGGCCAUAGACAAUUUCAGAAGGUGUGUAAGCUUAGGAACAACAUAAUUAUGAAUUUUAUAGAACGGUCAACCAAAUCUUGGCACUAAAAAAGCCGCGAAAUUAAAAUUUUCUAUGGGCAUCAAACCUUUACUCCUAGAUUUUCAAUUAAUUUUUAAGUGUUAUGGCUUUUCGAUGAUUCCGCCAACGUCAAGGUUUAGAAAGGCACGCAUUUUAUGCAGGCAUUUGGCCGGUAAACAUCGAUUUUAAACGAGUUUAAAUCGAUGCCGGUAAACCGUACAUUUUUCAAAUUUGUCGACUUAUUUUAGUGCCGAGAUUUGGUUGACCGUUUAUAUUUUUUUUCUGUGCGGUAUUAAUAUUAAAAUUUGAUAUUUGACUUGUUUUUGUCAAAUUGUUUAAAAAUACUAUUAUUUAUCUUUACCUGUGUGUAUUACAUUCUUUAUUUAUUAAUUUAAUUUACCUAUAUCUUCAUUUUAAGAUCUCAUAGAGAGGUCUGAAAAAAGAGCAGAAUCUCAAAAGUGUAUUAAAUAGAGAAAUUGUUUGAUUAGGUUAUAAUCUAUGCGUAAAAAUAUAAAAAACCUACCUAUGUAUUUUGAAUUGUAAAGUAAACUUUUACAAUAUUGUAAGGAUCAUCUAAAACUUGAAAAGAAAUGAACCUUAACUGUACUAUGUCCUUUUAGGUAUUUAAAAGAAUGUAAGCAAAUAAUUAUUGUUCAUUUUCGGAUAGUUACAACAUUUGUCGGUUAACCGAGCAAAUACAAAAACCACGCGGACCUGUCACUGAGCUGCCGGUCUUCAGCCUUCUUAUUUGGCCGUGUAAUGGUUUUGCUUACCCUCAACUGGCAUAGGAGCCUUUUGAGGGUAGAUUUUGUUUACGUUUAUUUUAAUACCUAAAGACUUACACAGAUCGAAUGACCUACAGUGAUAUUCAAGAUUUACCUAAAGAAAUUUGACGUUUUCUGACGUGAUUAAAUUGAGAUUAUUCGAGUUCAAAUUAUAUUUCUGUAUUUUACAACGUGUAACAAUUUUCACGAAUGAAUAAAUGUUUUUUCUAAUUUUGUAAAUAGGAAUACUUUUCUAAUUUUGGUUGCGAUAAAUACGAUAUGCGUAAGCCCAUAAACUUUGGAGCUAGUGCCAUGAUGAGGCGAGUAUCCUAGUCGGUAACAGUUACAUUUACUGUUUUCUCGUCACAAUGCCUGCCAAGUAAAUAUUUACUUCUAAUAUACAUGUUUUUCUAAAACAUAUUGUACAUUUAAAUGCUUUAAAAACCAAUAAGGUUUGUUUGUUUCAUCAAAAUGGUUUAAGAAUUAUACUCGGGGUGAGA